UGCUUCUCCCCAAACCCCGCUAACACAGAGGCCCAAGCAAAUAAAAUACCAUCGCAUCAGGAUAAUGUGGCGAAGUUAGGCUGGCUGCUUUGCAAAUUGCGUGUAAACAAACAUGAUAUAACCCUGCCUGGACAAACAGAGCAAAAAACACCUAGCAGAAACAUGCCAAACAAAAGCAAAAAAGAUAAGAACUCAUCAAAAGGCGAAACCAAGAAAGGAAACAACGACAGCGAUGAUGUUUCAGGCAAAGGAAAGGUAUCUGGCGCGCCGCCACAAGUUCCAAUUGUUCCCCCAAAUAAGUCAAAAUUUUCUGGACCAGGAAACCUCAUAAGAAAAGAGAAAAGACAAGGCUCAUCAAGUUUUAACAUCAGUAAGAACAGGGAGCUAUUGAAGUUGCCACUGAUAAAAGAUGCUCCACAGAACGAAAAAGAAGACAUUUUCAUACAAAAGUUACGACAAUGUUGUACGAUGUUCGAUUUUAUUGUCGAUCCACUCAGUGAUUUGAAAUGGAAGGAAGUUAAACGAGCAGCUUUGAACGAGAUUGUUGAAUAUGUUACUCACAACCGGGGAGUUAUCACUGAUCCCAUUUAUCCCGAAACAGUUAAAAUGUUUGCAGUUAAUGGAUUUAGAGCCUUACCGCCUUCUCAAAAUCCGAGCGGCGCAGAAUACGACCCGGAAGAAGAUGAGCCCACACUAGAAGCUGCAUGGCCUCAUCUGCAGAUUGUAUAUGAGUUCUUCUUGAGGUUCCUGGAAUCAUCAGAUUUUCAACCAAAUGUUGCAAAGAAAUACAUCGACCAAACGUUCAUGGUUCAGCUUUUAGAAUUGUUCGAUAGUGAAGACCCUCGUGAAAGGGAUUUCCUCAAAACCAUAUUACAUAGAAUUUAUGGAAAAUUUCUCAGCCUUAGAGCUUUCAUUCGAAGACAGAUCAAUCAUAUAUUCUACAGGUUUAUCUAUGAAACUGAACGCCAUAACGGAAUAGCAGAACUGCUCGAAGUUUUAGGAAGUAUUAUCAAUGGUUUUGCGUUGCCUCUAAAAGAAGAGCACAAAAUCUUUUUAUUGAAAGUUUUAUUGCCACUACACAAAGCUAAACAAUUAAGUAUGUACCACCCACAAUUGGCCUAUUGCGUUGUGCAGUUCUUGGAGAAAGACCCUGCAUUAACCGAGCCGGUUGUCGUUGGCUUAUUACGAUUCUGGCCCAAAGUUCACAGCCCUAAGGAGGUCAUGUUUCUCAAUGAGCUUGAGGAAAUCCUUGAUGUAAUAGAACCGAAUGAAUUCGUAAAGACGAUUGAACCGCUGUUCAAACAACUAGCCCGAUGUGUCUCCAGUCCACAUUUCCAGGUUGCCGAGCGUGCGUUAUACUUUUGGAACAAUGAAUACGUGAUGAGUUUGGUUAGCGAUAAUGCUAAUGUCAUCCUUCCCAUCAUGUUUCCAAGCCUGUACAGAAAUUCCAAGACCCAUUGGAAUAAAACAAUUCAUGGUUUGAUUUAUAAUGCUUUAAAGUUGUUCAUGGAAAUGAAUCAAAAACUAUUUGAUGAAUGUGCAAGGAAAUACAAAGAAGAAAAGCUAAGAGAAAAAGACAGGUUGAAAGAAAAACAGGAUGCCUGGCAAAGAAUCGCGAAACUAGCAGUUGAUAACCCAGACUGCAAGAGAGUAUAUGAAGUCAAUCCUCAGUUAAGAGAGGAGUUGCCAUUGCUUGCUAACCAUGGAACAACUGAUCCGUCCAUACUCGCCAACACAAAUGGAAACAACAAUGAUGCCGAUGGUAUAAUGGACUCUAACGUAUUGGCCAAACAGCUUAAGAACUCUGAAAUAAAAGAGCGGGUCAAUACAGAAGAAGCUCGACAGGCAACCAGACGAAAGUCAUGCCUUCCACAAGAUGCUGCAACAAUGAGAGCUUUGCAGCAACACCAACAUCCCGACGGAUACUUGGCCUCUCAGUCUGAAGGGUAGCCGUAGGCCCUAUUCAAGCGAAGCAUAUUGACAAACUGUCUUUUAUCUGUAGUUGUGUACAUCUCUUUUAAGAAUACACAAGGUCGAAUAUAUAUAUAGUAUAUAGCGGUGUGCAUAAAAUAUAAUAUAAAUAUGCCGUCUGUGUUUUUGCCCCUGUAAAAUUUCGUAUACUUUUAGGAAGUCUAUUUACAAUUACUUGAUUGUUGGUCUUGAGGUAUGUGAACUUUAGAUUGCCUGAGCAACGUUUCAUCGAAAUAAACUCAAAUUUCUGUCAAACGGACCAUUAUGUAAUGAGGCAUUGUCUUUGUGCAUGUGAUUGUAACCAUUGCUGGUAACACAAGUAGCAAAAUGCGAAAAAAUUAAUAGGCUAAGCCAUUAAAAGAUAUAGAAUAUUGUCAGGGAUUGUCUACUAACCAACGAUUGUAAGCUGUAAGUUCGUUUACAAAAUAGAAGGUAGCAAUUGGUACGGUAGAAGAUUUUUUCCAUUUUUUUAAAAACAGCGCUUCUGGGUCGUAUAAAUGCCCGGUGAAGGACUGCAGAUGAAUCUAUUACAUAAAAGAACUCUCUUAAGUAUAUGUCACAUAAAUUUCCAAAACUUUUCGUUUUUAAGGAAAAAAUUUAGCAGAAUAUUGAAUGCUUUUCAACUAUCCAUUAAAUAAAAGUUUUUCAAACACGCUAAAGGCAAUAUUCAUCUGUCAGCAGCAAGUUAAGAAAAUGACAUGUCAAAAGCUUUAUUGAAAUGGAGACCCGACUGGGCCAUUACUUUUAGUGGGUAGGGGCCAAAACUGCAAAGAUUUUUUUAAAGGAAUUAUCAUCCCCGAUUACCAUGUUAUCAAACUACUUUUUCUUUGGUGAGAUUUCUAAUCCCUUCUCGAUUAAACUUAUCGAUUUUUUUGUUGGAAGUAGAAGAGUCAUAGGUAGCUUACAGCUAUGAGCUAAUUAUUACCAGCAUGAAAAAACUGAUUAAGAGCUUUAGAUUAUGUCAGGCCUUUGUGUCAUCUGGCAUUAUUUGGACUUGUAGACUCCAAGACUUGUAGCAAGUCCAGGCAUUAUUCUGCUUCAAACAAAUGUGCAUCUUUGAAUUAAGAUUUCUGUGGCAUAUAGUUAAUUGAAGUAAAACUUGACUGCCAUUAAAGGAAUUGGGACAUUUCAAAGCUAUGUCUUGUGUUUGUUUAAUUUUUAAAGUAUGGGUUUGUUUUUGUGUUGCCGUGGAAUAGCACGCCUUUUUUUAAGUGUGUAAUUUGUUUUAUUAACUGUUCUGAUCAUAAAAUGACGUUACAGAUUUGAAUUUAGAAUAUUGUUGUGUAAAACGUUUCCAUAACCCUGUUGUAGCCAGUUAAUUGUCUCCCUACGUUAAUAAGGUGAUUGAAAUUAUACAUUGACUUGUCAGUGACUGUGCAAGGAGCAGUAGUAAGCAUGGCUUAGGCGUUGCACCGGUUGUGAUCUAGAAUUUUCUGUUCUUAUCUUAGAUUUUAGAUGUAGAUGACAGGGUAAUUGUUACAAGUAUAGCCGAAGAUGAGUACAUUUGCUGGU
Rhopilema esculentum is the source of this 3483-nucleotide messenger RNA. Its product is annotated as serine/threonine-protein phosphatase 2A 56 kDa regulatory subunit gamma isoform. Gene Ontology annotation, molecular function: protein phosphatase activator activity. Gene Ontology annotation, biological process: signal transduction; protein dephosphorylation. The record is from RefSeq and is a predicted model, not a curated record. Gene Ontology annotation, cellular component: nucleus; cytosol; protein phosphatase type 2A complex. Lineage: Eukaryota; Metazoa; Cnidaria; Scyphozoa; Rhizostomeae; Rhizostomatidae.